Molecule: messenger RNA, 2034 nt
Organism: Dermacentor silvarum
Lineage: Eukaryota; Metazoa; Arthropoda; Arachnida; Ixodida; Ixodidae
Exons: 4
Coding region: 457-2034 (525 amino acids)
Source: RefSeq, a predicted model, not a curated record
GUCCACGUUCCUGAAGGCAUUUGCCUUCCAGACUACGUGUGCCGCGUCCUUGAACUUGGACCAAAAUUUGGGAUAGGCUCUAAAAGGACAAAUGCCGAGCUUCUUUCUGUUGUACGUCAAGUUUCGAAGCGGGUUCCUGAAGAUGAAGCACAUAAGCUCAAUUCUGAGGGAGUGAAUGUCCUGAAUCGGCAUAAGCCUUCAUCCUGUGGUCUUCCGGUGAAACGUGUUUCAUCCUUUCUUAAAGAUCACUCUCUCUGUGUCCUUUCCGCGGAUAAGGAGGGCGGGUUUGCUCUAUUUUCACGCGAGUGUUUCUUUAGAAAAGCUAACGAUGCUUUGUCAGCCGUUUUUAAUGAGCAUAGGUCAGUUUCCUUGGCUAAAGUAAAGGCACGUGCGGUGCAACUUUGCAAGAACCUGGGUCUUGAUAAACUGCGCAAAGGUAUCGAAAAAUCUGAUAGCAUGUCAUUAGAUGUAUUCUUCAGUGCCAAAACACACAAGGAGGGGAUACCUUUUAGAGUCAUCAUUUCGGAGCAAGGCACGUGGCAAAAGCAAGUCGCUUCCUAUCUAAAUGACAUGUUGAAACGGCUGGAAAUAAAAGAUCCAUUUCUGGUAAAGAAUUCUAAUGAAGUGAUUGAAUUUCUCAAGGCCCACGCAGACGUUGGGUUGAAAGCCUUUUCAGUUGAUGUGACAGAUCUAUAUUAUUCCUUGCCACAUGAUGAUUUGUUACGUUGCGUCGAGGAAUGCAUUGAUGAAUACGGAUCCGUUAAGUUUUCCUGUGAAGCUGGUAUCUCCGUCGACAAUUUUCUAGAAAUGCUUAACUUUUAUCUCUGUUCGACAUUCAUUCAAUGGAAUAGCAUUCCCUUGUUACAAAAGAAAGGAGUCUGUAUCGGCUCCUGUCUUGCACCGGUGUUAAGCGAUUUGUUCUUAGCAAAAAUUGACCAUGGCCUGUCCCAUCGCCUAGAUUUUUUUAGCAAAUGCGUGCAAAUUUUUAGAUAUGUAGAUGAUUUUAUUGUGUUCCUGGAUUGCUCCUUUGAGCAGCUACAAAAAGAGAGUGAUGACAUCGUAUCAGCUAUACGUAAUUGUCUUUCUCCCCUUGUAGUGACUGUCGAAAUGCCUGCUAACGGUACCAUUAGGUUCCUAGACGUGAAAUUAGUGUUCACUGAUCACCGCACAUGUUGGUGUUAUGCACCCAGAGCUAACAAAGCGCUUUUAGCAUUUCAUUCUAACCAUUCUAAACUGAUAAAACGUAGUAUUACUAAGAUGUGCCUCAAUAACGCACUUGAUAAGUCCUGCUGCCAUUUAGUGCCAUCCAGCUUCAACGAACAAGUUUCAAGGCUUUUAAAGUCCGGUUACCCAACUGAUGUGUUGGUGUCAGUCGCAGAGGGUGUCCUUCGACGCAAGAAAACCAGUAUUGGUUCUUCCAACGCGGAUGCUAGGCCUCCUUUUCAGAAGCGUAAUGUAGCAGUUAUCCCUCAUAUCCAUCAAGUGUCGCACAAUCUGAAGAAACUAGCUGCUCGGGACAAUGUACAAGUUGUUUUCUCAGCACCUAGCAAGCUGGCAUUGCAGGCAACAGUUACCACCAACAGCACAACCAUGACCAGCCCGGUGGCAUCGUCGCAGCUCAUCGUGUACCCACAACGUACGCCUAAGUCCUUUCAUGGCGAUGCAUUCGAAGAUGUCGAAGAUCGUGCUGCUGAGUUUCACACCAAGGCGACGACCAUAGAAAAGGCGCUGCAGCAACGUGCCCAUGACUACAAUCGCGAUGUCAGCAGUGCACCAGCCGACCUCCUGUCAGCAGGCCCAGGCAGCAACACCUAUGCGCUAAGAAAACUGGUGCGAUCCAUCGUAAAGGAAGAGCUUCGAAAGCUGCAGCCACCGCAAGCCACGCCGACAGUUUCAACUCUCGCCGCCGUCAUUCGCGAUGAAGUUCGGCAUGGCAUUCUGCAGCCAGGAUUUGAGGCACCGCCUGUACAUCUCAAGCAAGCGCCACCGCCCCCAGUAACCGCCAGCCGACUCCGCGCAGUGGACCCCUUCUAG